Molecule: messenger RNA, 4852 nt
Organism: Podarcis lilfordi (Lilford's wall lizard)
Lineage: Eukaryota; Metazoa; Chordata; Lepidosauria; Squamata; Lacertidae
Source: the annotation of a GenBank genome assembly
AUGGCUUCCAAGUACUAUGCUCAGACCAUAUCUUCUGGGUCUGUCAAGGGUGGGGGUCUAACUCGGAUGUCUUCUGUCCAUUCCACCGGCUCAUGCAGAGCACCAAGCCUGGCCUUUGGCAGCAGGAGCAUCUCCACCUCUUCCAUGAAGCUGGGAGCUGGGAGCAUUUGCUCACCUGGGCCUGGGUUUCUUGGAAGCUACGGCUGGCACGAUGAAGGGAUCCUUAGUUGCAAUGAAAAGGAGCUGAUGCAGUGCUUGAACGACCGCCUGGCCAGUUACCUGGAGAGAGUGCGCUGCCUGGAGCAGGAAAACGCCAACCUGGAAUGCAAGAUCCGGGAGUGGUAUGAAUGCCAAGUCCCCUACGUCUGCAUCGACUUUCAAUCUUAUUACAAGAUCAUUGAGGAACUCCAGCACCAGGUAACGGUCGUCGUGAAUAUUUUGCAUGCAGUGCAGGAAUCCUGCCCACAGCCAUCCCUGGGUGGGCUCGAACCACUAACCUUUUGGUUAGAAGCAAGAUGCACUGACCUUUUGCACCACCUGUAUUAACUAUGGACAGCCUUAUUCUUCACAAUGUUGUCUAAUCCCCUUUUAGGUAAAGGGACCCCUGACCAUUAGGUCCAGUCGUGACCAACUCUGGGGUUGCAGCGCUCAUCUCGCUUUACUGGCCGAGGGAGCCUGCGUUUGUCCUCAGACAGUUUUUGCGGGUCAUGUAGUCAGUAGGACUAAGAUGCUUCUGGCGAACCAGAGCAGCGCACGAAAACGCCGUUUACCUUCCGGCCUUACCUUACCUUACCUAUUUAUCUACUUGCACUUUGACGUGCUUUCAAGCUGCUAGGUUGGCAGGAGCUGGGACCGAGCAACGGGAGCUCAUCCCGUCGCGGGGAUUCGAACCGCCGACCUUCUGAUCGGCAAGUCCCAGGUUCUGUGGCCUAACCCACCGUGCCACCCACAUCCCUAAUCCCCUUUUAAAGCCAUCCAAAUUGGCACCCCCAUUCUUACAUCUUGUGGUAGCAAGUUGCUUGGUUUAGCUAUGUCCUGUCUGUGCAGGAAAAGGUCCUUUGCUUUGUCUGUUCUGUUUCUUACACCAUCCGUUGAAUGGCCUAGAGCUCUAGGAUUAUAAGAUGCUGAGGAAAGCAUCAUCCUAUCCACGUCCUUUAUGCCAUGUUAUGCACCUCUCUCAUGCUCCCACCUUACUGUUUAUCUAAGCUAAAAAGCCUCAAACAUUAUAACCUGCCCCAGCCACCUGUUCCUUUUGGUUGGCCAAGUCUGGGGUGUGGGGAGGGGUUGGUGGGUUUUUUUGUUUUUUUUUAAAAAGUAGCAUUCAUAAGAACUCCACUUGUCUAUUGUUAGUUUUAAUAAUGUUCCAGCCCCAGCCCUUUUGGAGAAGUCACUCUGAUUUUCUCUCCCUAACUUUGUAGCCCCCUGCUUUCUUUGCAACUUUAAAAACAAUUCACAGCUCCGCAAUUUGUUCUCCAGAUCUUGUGCGCCAAGACGGACAAUGCCAGGUUGGUCUUGGAAAUUGACAAUGCUCGCCUAGCUGCUGACGACUUCAGGACCAAGUAAGUCCACCUUAUUCAGAGCAAGAACUCGUGGCAGAGAGGUGAUUUCAAAUUUACUUGGGCCUCUGGUGUUUUAAUACCAGUCUUACUGUAUUGUAGAUGUUACGGUUUAAUGAAAUAUCUCCCUAUUAUACUGCUUCAUAAUAAGAAUAUAUCUUAUGCAUUUUCAAAGUUGAUAUAAAUGCUUAAAAGCUGGAGAAAUGUAUCCCAAUAAAGUAAAAGCCUACUAAGUAAUCAUAACUCAUUUGCAGCAAUUCUACCAAAUAUAAAUAGGUAAAUGUAUAAAUAUUAAAUAUUGGAACUAUAGAAGACUCUUAUGAUUGAAAAUAAUAGAAAGCCCACAUCUUCUCCUGCAAUUUCAUUUUUAAAAAUGUGGUCUAUGCUUGAGUCAAAUAAAAUACCGUAUUUUUCGCCCUAUAGGACGCACUUUUUCCCCUCCAAAAAUGAAGGGGAAAUGUGUGUGCGUCCUAUGGGGUGAAUGCAGGCUUUCGCUGAAGCCUGGAGAGCGAGAGGGGUCGGUGCGCACCAACCCCUGUCGCUCUCCAGGCUUCAGGAGAGCCCCACUGCCAGCCCCACAAGCUCGGGGGACAGCGGGGAGGCGCAGCGUGCCUUUCCCUGCUGUCCCCGACUUGGUUAGAAGGCUGUCGGGGGGGGGAGAAGCCUGCUCCUUCCCCUCAACAGCUCCGCAAACUUGGGGGACAGCGGGAGAGGUGCAGCGUGCCUUUCCCAUUGUCCCCCCGACUUGGUUAGAAGGCUGGCGGGGGGGGGGAAGACUGCUCCUCCCCGUCGCCAGCCACGCAAACUCGGGGGACAGCGGGAGAGGUGCAGCAUGCCUUUCCCGUUGUCCCCCCGACUUGGUUAGAAGGCUGGCGGGGGGGGGAGACUGCUCCUCCCCGUCGCCAGCCUCGCACUUGGUUAGAAGGCUGGCGGAGGGCUUCCCCCUCCUCCAGCCCCGCAAGCUCCCAGAGCGAUGCCAAAGCUGCACGCAGCUUCGGCAUCGCUCUGGGUCCCGUUCUGGGGGCUGGGGGAGGGGCUGGGGGAGGGGGAAGCUUGGGCGCCUGGGGGGGGAAUAAAAUGUUUUUCCUUUAUUCCCCCCCCCCCCAAAAUCUAGGUGCGUCCUAUGGACCGGUGCGUCCUAUAGGGCGAAAAAUACGGUAAAUAAAUUAUAAACCUGGGAAAGGCCCCUCAUACCUUCCCCACAAAUGAUAACUCCUUGCUUCUUCUUUUCCAUGCUGAAAUAGAAAAGAACCUUGUGCUUGUUGUUUUUAACAUUUACUGUUCCAAAGGUACGAGACAGAGCUGGCUCUUCGCCAGAGUGUUGAGGCUGACAUCAAUGGGCUGCGCCGAAUCCUGGAUGAAUUGACUUUAUGCCGGUCUGACCUGGAAGCUCAGCUUGAAUCCCUUAAGGAGGAACUCAUUUGUCUCAGGAAGAACCAUGAGGAGGUAGUAGCAAACUUUCGCUGGGGAAAAGGUGACAAAAUGCCACCUUGUGUUGUUGUAGACACAAUCACAUUCCACAUGCAAAUGAGGGUCUCCUUUCAUAGGCGUGCCAUCAUUGUAUUGAGAAGGGUGGCCAACAUGGCACUAUCUGGGUGUUCUUGUACUACAAAUCCCAUCCAGUUUCGCCAAUAGUCAGGGAUAACGGGAGCAACAACCCAAAAUAUCUGGAAGGCAACAAAUUGGCUCCUCCUGUUGCUGAGGAUCAACUGAUAGUAUCUCUAUAAUAGCAGCAGAUGACCAAAAAUGAAGCAUUGAGGGCACGUUGAGAGAUUAAGCUGCCCUCACCUGCUCCAUGUUUAUGGAACUCUCCCUGAGAUUUUCCUCUUCUGGUUUUCCAGAGUCCAACAAGCUACACCUGCUGGACUUCCCUCUUCUACCCCAUCAUUAAAGGGGCAGGAGCCCUAACCUCUUUUUCACUAGGCCACCUUACUUGUGGCAAACAUGGGUCUGGGUACUCUGAUCACAAUUCCUCUAGUAGGCAAUGGGAGGAGGAAGAGAGGCAGUUGGCAGGGGGUACUGAACACUUCCAGGUGUCUACAGCUUCUCCUUCCACCCGACACAAAUCAGGAUUCCCAGCUGCAUCUUAACUAGAAUGGAUAGAGGAACGUAGUGUGGCAAGUGCUGUAGCAGGAGAAAAACAGCAUGUGUAAAGAGGAGUUAGCCUCUCUCAUGUGCUGCUUUAAAUCAAACCCUCUAUGGAGUUACAGUGUCUCUUACUCACUCCUUGCUAUAGAGGUCCACAUCAAACAAUGACCACCCAGAAAUGUGCAUUAUGAAACAUGGGCCUUCUCAUCCUCCAGGAAGCAAACGGACUGCGCUCAAAGCUUGGGGCCAGAGUUAAUGUGGAGGUGGAUGCUGCCCCGUCGUGCGACCUGAACAAAAUCCUGGAUGAGAUACGGAGUCAGUAUGAGAGCCUGGCUGAAAAAAACCGCAGAGACGUUGAGACUUGGUUCACUUCUAAGGUGGGUAUCCUGAGAAGUCAUCUCUAAGUGAUAAUGUAGGACCAGUGGUUGACCUUAAAAUGGAGGUGCAUGCCCUCUCUGUCUUAUUCUUUUUACUUUCCUGCUUGUUUUAGAUGGAGGAGCUGAACCAGCAGGUGAUCUCCAGUGGUGAAGAGCUUCAAACCUGCCAGUCAGAGAUCAUUGAGCUGAGGCACACUGUCCAAGCCCUUGAGAUUGACCUGGAUGCCCAACAAAACAUGGUGAGUCAAGAGGAUAAUAUUUGGGGGUGGGUGGGUGGGUGGGUGUGAGAGGAUCUUGCCUUGUGCAGCCCAGAUGACCAUCUGCUACCUCCAGGAGCAACACUCCAGGCCUUGUCUACAUAAAUAGUUUUCUUGAAAAAUAACCUGACAUGAAUUUUGUGGGAAUGUUGAGGAAGGUCGGAGAGGAUAUAUUCAUUUUGUUUAUUUCUCCCAUCACUGGAUCGUAGCCUCUUCAAGGCCUAUGAUUCUUUGAAACUUAUUACCUGGGGAGGCCUAGAAACAUGAGAUCAGCUGACUGUGCAUAAAGAAGAGAAAUCCUCCUGCUCUCCAUUCAAAAUUAUCUCUCUUAUUCCCCUCUCAGAAAAAUGCUCUGGAGUGCACCCUGCAAGAAACGGAGGCCCGCUAUAGCACCCAGCUGGCUCAGCUCCAGUGCUUGAUCAGCAACAUAGAAGGUCAGCUAGGAGACCUCCGGUGUGACAUGGAGCGCCAAAGCCACGAGUACAAGAUUCUCCUGGAUGUCAAGACACGCCUAGAAUCAGAGAUCACAACAUACCGACGUCUGCUGGAAGGAGAAGAUUGCAAGUAUGUAUAA